CGGGUUUCCAGCACAUCGCAGCAUGGUAGGCAGAGCACCAUCCCUCUCCCCAUCCUUCAAAAAGCCAUUCUCCUGCGCUGACAAUCUUCACACAUCCUGUAAGGCAGACUGACGCUUGUCACUCAUUUGUAAUGAGAGCGGGGAGGGACGGGCUGAUGGUGUGAAUCAGAGAGUAGAAGCAUAUGCGAGGCAAUAUACUUGACAUGAAGAGAGAGAAGACACAAGGAGGGGGUGAGUCACUGUUUACUGUUCUAGAGGAGCUCCACACAGCCCUCGCCCAGCUGGCCAGCUUUCCAUUUCCCUUAUGGAUCGGAACCAGCAUCCAGCAGCAAAGAGGAGAGAUUCAGGAACCUUCAGAGCACAUCUGAGAGCUGCCAGGACACGGCUCUCUGAGGCGCUCUCUGGGGAAGCCUGGACAGGGAUCAGACAGUCUUCAGUGGUUUGGUAAACAACCUAGUCAGAUGCUGCAGGGAGCCUGUGGUUAGGGAGCAGAGGAUACGGAGUACCAGGAGGGUACGCUUGUGUGUCACCUCAGAAGUUCACAGAGGAGGUGGCUGAAGGGGAAAGAUACGUGGCAGCCGGCCCCGCUACCAACAAAGAGACAGCACUUCCUCCAUCAUGCACUGAUAAAACGUGGUGACAGAGCAUCACCAGAAUUACACCUCAGCAUCCCUAGCCUGGAGACGCAUCUCCACGAGACAGCCAAGCUGAGCCACCGAGCAACAAAUAAAUUGCUCGGAUGCACAGCCAGAUUCUGGGGCAGAGCUGGGAUUGGGAUUCCUUGCUGCUCCUGACCCCACAUGCCAGCCAUCGAGUUGGACCUCUUCACCGACUGCUAAUAACAGAACAUCACAGCAUCGCUAUUCAGGGCCCUGCAAUAUUGCAGAGCAGCAGGAUUUGCUACGCAAGCUGGCCCUCCGCUCAGGAACUUAGUGGCAGGGUAAUCGCUCUCGUUACUGGCUCUUCCCGCUCACUUCUUGUGUUGAUGGUCACACAGCACUGCAUCGCUUGUGCUUCGUUCGUGCUUGGAAGACUCUCUGCCCGAGUUUGAAGAUAGCCUGAAACAAUAGCUCAGACAGAAGUGGAAACCGCCUGUUCAUCUCUACAGGGUGCUGAGCCUGAAACUUCCUGAUAAUUGAAAGUGCUAGCACUGCUCAAGUACUUCACAGCUGGAUGUUUACAAAAAUGAUCAGCGAGCAAGCUUAUCCCACAAACCCCGACCGCCGUGGGGGCCAGCGCUCCCAGCUGUCCUUUCUUUGCUUCCCAAACAUCUCACACAGAGAUUUUUAAUACCAAGGUCUGCAGCGCAUUCCACACCGUUAAUCAUCUUCCAAUGUCGAUGGAAAUAAAGAGCGUACCAGGCUGAUCUGUAUUUUUCCCUUCCAGGAGGCACACAGCGGUACCGAACUCCUUGCCACAACAGAUUGCCCAGACAGGCGACGGUGCAGGAAUGACAUAAAACAUGACAAAGCACGCUAUGCUUGACAGGCGAGCAAAAAAAAAUUUAAAUAAAUAAAUAAAAACUAACAAAAUUUCUGCCUCUGGUUCAGAAACACUUGGUGAAGCAGAGCAUGAGCCUGGCGUAAUACAACCAGGCAUAUUUCCCGCGACGCAGGUACCAAGCCCUGACAAGCUCAGGGCCUGCAGGAGCGGGCAGGGUGUCCGGCCGGCCGAAGUCACCGCGUGCCCCGAUGGUGUGGCAAUCACCCCGCCACCGGCCGGCACCUCCGGCGGGCAGGAGCAGUGUUCCCGCUGCCAUUGGGCAAGCGUGGCGUCCAUCACCUCUAGGAAGUGACUGCACGAGGAAGGCUUCUCCACAAGCAGCACCGCGUCCGCACAGAAGGCACGGGGGGGGAACAGCGAGGCACGCGUGCCCCGUUCAGCAGCGAGGGGAAAAACCGAAAGUCACAAGUGCCAGGACAAUGAAGUCGUACCAGAAGCUGACGACAACAGUGCCGCAGCCAGCAGCAUGUCGGGUGGAGGAGGAAGGGGCUGCCUCAACACCCACUGGCCGUGGGAAGCUGGCCCCGUGGUGGGUGGGCAGCGGGCUGCUGGUGGCUGCUGUGCUGCUGAGCACCAUCACGGUCUGGGUGCUACGGCAAGUAUCAGGGGGCUGGCCCAGACCCACACUGCCCCCCAAAUGUCUCCUGGUGCCUGAAAACCACCGCUUUGACUGCUACCCGGAGCGGCAUGUCGUGGUGACCCAGGAGCUCUGCGAAAGCCGGGGGUGCUGCUUCAUGGAGACCCCGCCGCCGGCAGGGGGCAAGCGGGGAGUGCCCUGGUGCUUCUACCCCCCUGACUUCCCCAGCUACACCCUGGAGAGCCUCAACCAGACAGCGCUGGGCAUGGUGGGGUUGCUGGUGCGGAGGGAGAAGGCUUAUUACCCCCAGGACAUCAGGAUGCUGAGGCUGGACGUGGAGUUUCAGACAGACACGCGGCUGCACAUCAAGAUAACUGAUGCGACCAAUCCACGGUAUGAGGUUCCCCUAGAGGUUCCCCAGACGAUGAAGAGGGCAGAAAACCCCAUCUACAGUCUGGAUUUCUCCUGGGACCCCUUUGGGGUGCUGCUGCGGCGCAAGGCGACAGGGACAGUGCUGCUCAACACCACCGUGGCCCCCUUGAUCUUUGCUAACCAGUUUCUCCAGAUAUCCACAUCGCUCCCGUCCAAGUUCCUCUAUGGGCUGGGGGAGCACCGUGGCACCUUCCUGCACAGCCUGGACUGGAACACCCUCACACUGUGGGCCCGUGACGUCGCUCCCACGGAAUCGUUCAACCUGUACGGUGCUCAUCCCUUCUACCUGCUGAUGGAGGAGGGCGGAGAUGCUCACGGGGUUUUCCUCCUCAACAGCAAUGCAAUAGAGGUGGCCCUGCAGCCUGCUCCGGGCCUGACCUGGAGGACCAUUGGGGGGGUCCUGGAUUUUUACAUCUUCCUGGGGCCUGAUCCCAACAUGGUCAUCCAGCAGUACCAGCAGGUGAUAGGUUUCCCAGCCAUGCCACCCCUCUGGGCACUCAGCUUCCACCUCUGCCGCUGGGGCUAUGGAUCCAGCAAUGAGACCUGGGAGAUUGUAAGAGCCAUGAGGAACUACCGGAUCCCCCAGGAUGUGCAGUGGAAUGACAUCGAUUACAUGGAUGGGUACCGGGACUUUACCUUCGAUCCCCAGAAAUUUGCCUCCCUCCCCUCGCUGGUAGAAGACCUCCACAAACAUGGGCAGCGCUACGUUAUGAUCUUGGAUCCCGGCAUCAGCAGCACCAACCCUCACGGCUCCUACUGGCCUUUUGACGAAGGCUUGAGACGGGGCUUGUUCCUCAACACCACCCAAGGGCAGCCACUCAUCGGGCAGGUCUGGCCCGGCUUCACUGCCUUUGCAGACUUCUCCAACCCAGACACGCACCAGUGGUGGCUGGAGAACCUGCAGCACUUCCAUGCCCACGUGCCCUUUGAUGGGCUCUGGAUCGACAUGAAUGAGCCGUCCAACUUCAUGGAUGGGUCUGAAGACGGCUGCCCCCCAGGAGAGCUGGACAGCCCACCCUACACACCGGCCGUGCUGGGUGAUUCCCUCUCUGCAAAGACGGUGUGUGCCUCAGCGAAGCAGAAAGCCUCAGUGCACUACAACCUCCACAACCUCUACGGGCUGAUGGAAGCCAAAGCCACAGCAAGCGCUCUGAUCCAGAUCCGGGGGAAGCGCCCCUUUGUCAUCUCCCGCUCCACCUUCCCCAGCCAGGGCCAGUACUCGGGGCACUGGCUGGGUGACAACCGAAGCCAGUGGAAGGACAUGUAUUACUCCAUCCCAGGGAUGCUGAGCUUCAGCCUCUUCGGCAUCCCGCUGGUUGGGGCGGACAUCUGCGGCUUCUCCGGCAGCACCUCAGAGGAGCUGUGCACCCGCUGGAUGCAGCUCGGUGCCUUCUACCCCUUCGCUCGCAACCACAACACCCAGAACGAGCAGGCCCAGGACCCAACAGCAUUCAGCCCCGCAGCAAGGACGGCCAUGAAGGAUGUGCUGCUGACCCGCUACUCCCUCCUGCCCUUCCUCUACACUCUUUUCCACCGUGCCCACCUGCAAGGGGACACUGUCGCCCGGCCCUUGUUCUUUGAGUUCCCCCAGGAUGUGGCCACCUUGGGACUGGACAGGCAGUUCCUGUGGGGCCAGAGCCUGCUGGUGACGCCAGUGCUGGAGCCCGGGGUGGACUCGGUCACAGGCUACUUCCCCCGAGGCGUAUGGUACGACUUCUACACGGGCUCCUCGGUGAACAGCAGCGGGGAGACACUGAAGAUGUCAGCCCCCCUGGAACACCUCAACCUGCAUGUCCGGGAGGGUGCCAUCCUGCCCACCCAGAAACCAGGGACCACCAGUGAGGUGACCCGAGGGAACCCCAUGCGCCUCAUCGUGGCUUUGUCCUCGAGUGCCACCGCCUGGGGGGACCUCUUCUGGGAUGAUGGCGAGAGCCUGGACACCUUCGAGCAGGGCAGCUACUCCUACCUGGUGUUUAAUGUCACGCAGAACAUCUUCACCUCCACCGUCCUCCAUGCCAGCACUGAGGCUACUGAGGUCACCAUUGGCACACUGAGCAUCUUUGGGGUGCGGCAGCCACCCAGCAAGGUCCUCCUGAAUGGCCAGGAGAGGCCCUUCUCCUACCUGGACAACCAGGUACAGCCCCGUCUUGGGGUGCCUGGACCUGGCGGUCCCCAUCCUGGGGGUCUCCACCCCUCUUUCCCCAGCCCUAAGGAUCACAGGGCUGGUGGCCAAUGCGGUGGGUUCUCACCGUGACCGACCUCGGCCUCAGCCUCAGCCGGGGCUUCUCCCUGCGGUGGCUGUGAUGGGCUGCGGGCCCCCCCGCCACGCUGAGACCAGCUGCCCGGGAGAGGCUCGGGGCUCCCCCCACAGAGGGGAGGGCAUCGGCGCUGUCACCUGGGGCUGUCACCUGCCACUGCGCAGCCCCCCUCCAGCACGGCUGGGGACCGGGAGGGGGCUGGCCCCACGGGUGCCCCCCGGGUGGGCGGUACGGGCGGAGGUGUGGGGGCCGCUGCAAUAAAGGCACAUGGAGAGCUUG
Messenger RNA from Falco peregrinus (peregrine falcon), 5049 nucleotides. Its product is annotated as lysosomal alpha-glucosidase-like. Gene Ontology annotation, biological process: carbohydrate metabolic process. The coding region runs from base 1692 to 4766 and encodes 1024 amino acids. The record is from RefSeq and is a predicted model, not a curated record. The transcript is spliced from 20 exons. NCBI's taxonomy places the organism in Eukaryota, Metazoa, Chordata, Aves, Falconiformes, Falconidae. Gene Ontology annotation, molecular function: carbohydrate binding; alpha-1,4-glucosidase activity.